Protopolystoma xenopodis is the source of this 303-nucleotide messenger RNA. The record is from the annotation of a GenBank genome assembly. Lineage: Eukaryota; Metazoa; Platyhelminthes; Monogenea; Polystomatidea; Polystomatidae.
AUGCCAUUAGGAAGGCGCAAAAAGCACAUCUGGUCAGGGAAAUCUGGUGCAAUUAAGGCACAAGCCCAGGUACAGCUCUUAACUAGGAUGCAUCCUUCAGUCAAAAUAUACCAUUUAUCGUCUAUCUUAGUCAUCGGUACCGACAAACAGAUGGUCGUCGAGACGAGGCAUCCGGCUGGGCCCACUGCUCGUCUGGCUCUCUUCGUGAGCGAUCAGAUACAUUCAGACCUCGGCUGGUUCCGAUUUUUUGGGCUUUUGCCUGAGCCGUACCAGUCACACCAAAAAGUAGUCAGACUUCCGUAA